AUGAUGGCGCAUGCAAGCUUUCCGUCCACAUUGCCUUCGGCAGACAUGGUCACCGUGCCGGAAACGUCAAACGCUGCAGCGCAAUUCUUCGGGAUCUACGAGAUGGUCGAGCAAGUCAUGCAAUACAUGGAGCCUGCGCAUAUUCUACGGAGCCAGAAAGUAUCGCGCACGUUCCGAGAGGUUGUUCGGUCCAGUCCUCGCGUACAAACAGCCGCGUACCUGAGACCGCCAAUUGAUGCCAGGAGGCCCAUCUGGCAAGUGGUAUAUCGAGGAAGUCAGCCGUUCAAGAUCAUAUAUCACCCAUGCCGAAGCACAUAUCGGAAAACCAUGGAUCGUUCAAUGGCGGAGAGAGUCACGAGCGGACCCAUGCGCCACAUCGACUACACCGGCGAGAAUGGCCAGUUGAACAUAUCUCCUGCCCAGCCAAAUCCGAGCAUUCUGAGGUUCUCCAAGCCUCUCAUGACCGACGUCACUCUUUGCGGCUGCCCGACCUGCAUAAUGUCGGAGGACGUGGGCUGGCGCUUCCGAGAAGGCGAGAACGACCGACAACCACGGAUCAUGACUACCACUUUUCCCAGCAUCCCGCUGCAAGACCUGGUAGCUAAGAACAGUUCGUGCCUGGGCAUGUUCCUGAGCUCGCCACCAAUCACACGCGCCACAAUCAUCCUCGCACUAACAGGCCCAGAGACUAUCAAGGGAGUAUUCCCGACCUGCAGACACCACAUGGCAAGACCCGGUGGAAUCACGGUGCGGCAUCUCCUUGAAGCUGCAGAGCGCCGUGGUCCGAAGCUGGUGAUUCACUCGAUAUGGCCGCACGGCGAUUACUGCUGGGCCACAGAGCAGACGCAGGAGCGGGUUCGGCUGUGGGAAGUCGGAGCGCCAUGCAAGAAAGUCCUGAGAGACAAAGCGAUGAGUGAGCAGGAGGUCAAAGAGCAAGAAGUCCGAAAGCAGGAGCUCAAGCAAGAAGAAGUCAAAGCGCAGGAGGUCAAAGAAAAGGCACUCGCGACGAAAGAACUCGAGCAGCGAGAGGCCAAAGCGAAGAGAGUCAAGGAAGCCGAGCGUAGAGAUCGAAAGCUGAAAGAAGCUGAGUUCAAAGCCAACAUUAUGAGGAACCAGGAGAGCGAUCAAAUCAGCGAAGCUAAAAAGAGUUGUCAUCGACCUACGGCGCCGCAUACUCUCGCAAAGUGCCUGAUCUCCGACGAAGGCAGGGUGAAGGCCAAGCCAACUCAGAGCAGUGAUUGGAGAGGAUUUACAUUUGGAGCGUGA
Molecule: messenger RNA, 1266 nt
Organism: Zymoseptoria tritici IPO323
Lineage: Eukaryota; Fungi; Ascomycota; Dothideomycetes; Mycosphaerellales; Mycosphaerellaceae
Exons: 1
Coding region: 1-1266 (421 amino acids)
Molecular function (GO): protein binding
Source: RefSeq, a predicted model, not a curated record